Triplophysa rosa is the source of this 2637-nucleotide messenger RNA. RefSeq names its product zinc finger and BTB domain containing 14 (gene zbtb14). Lineage: Eukaryota; Metazoa; Chordata; Actinopteri; Cypriniformes; Nemacheilidae. Gene Ontology annotation, cellular component: nucleus. The coding region runs from base 497 to 1816 and encodes 439 amino acids. The transcript is spliced from 2 exons. The record is from RefSeq and is a predicted model, not a curated record. Gene Ontology annotation, biological process: regulation of transcription by RNA polymerase II. Gene Ontology annotation, molecular function: DNA-binding transcription factor activity, RNA polymerase II-specific; protein binding; RNA polymerase II cis-regulatory region sequence-specific DNA binding.
CUGAAAUAAAGCGCGAUGUUUUUGCGCGGGAUGGCUGCGCGCGCCCGGCGCGGGAGUGUUCAUCACGGCCCGCGCUGCUCGCGCCACUAAAUCCGCCCUCGGCGCGCCGCAAUCCACGACGAGUGCCCGUUUAUACCGAGCGCGUCCCGGUGCCCGCGCGUCUCUGGGCUCGUUCUGAGGGAAACCGAACGGAUUGUUUGUGUUUUGCUCGAUCGAUGUCGAUUGAAGUAUUCGGCGACGAAUUACGUGCUAAUGCUAAGAUUAGCUUCAACAGCACCGUUACCGAACCAAAGGAACGUUAACUUAGCGCAGAAAUACUAAAAAGACACGAUUGAAUGUCAUUUUUAUUGACUCGACGCGAUAUCGAGAGUGUAAAUGAAUCUUGAGGAGAAUUAAAGCUCUCGGAUGUUCAGAAUUUAAAUGAAGAGGUUCGUCGUUUGUGGCUCGUGUCGAUUCAUUCAGAACAUCAUGUGUCCUGCAAGAGAGCUGCUCCAGUAUGUCAGAGACGGUGAAGUAUGUGGACGAUGAGCACAAAACCAUCUUUCUGAAGUUACUGAACGAGCAGAGACUGGAGGGCGAGCACUGCGACAUCGCUGUGGUGGUGGAGGAUGUGAAGUUCCGAGCGCAUCGUUGCGUGUUGGCCGCGUGCAGCAACUACUUCAAAAAACUGUUCAAGAAGCACGAGGUGGACAGCUCGUCCGUCAUCGAGAUCGACUUCAUCCGCUCGGACAUCUUCGAAGAAGUUCUCAAUUACAUGUACACGGCCAAGAUCUCCGUCAAGAAGAAAGACGUCAACCUCAUGAUGUCCUCGGGACAGAUCCUCGGCAUCCGCUUUUUAGACAAACUGUGUACUCAGAAACGGGACGUGUCCCCCGAUGAGAACAGCGACGCCGGCGUUCCGUACGACAUGGUGAAAAUGGGCCUUCCCACGGAAGAUCCUCCUCUGAACCAAGACGGAGACGUGCAGGUGCUCGGGGAGCAGGACGACCCGCCGCCGGACGACAUUAUGGAGGAGAGUCAGGGCAAUCACGACCUGGACAAGUCGCCCAACAACGCCCUGCGUGUGCAGGAGGACAUCUUGAAGCAGCUGGCGCAGGAGGAGGUGCACAAGGUCGCCGGCUACGACCAGGAGGUGGAGGCCAUGGACGCCGAACCCAAAGAGCUGGCCGCUCACACGCAGACGCUGUCGUUCACCGACAGCAUGGGCGACGUGAAGGACGAGCAGCCCCCGGGCUGGACCACCGCCACGGCCGACAUGAAGUUCGAGUAUCUGCUGUACGGCCACAGAGAUCAGCUGGCCUGUCAGGUGUGCGGCAAAACCUUCAUGGACGAGAACCGCAUGAGGAAACACGAGAAGCUGCAUUCGGCCGACAGGCCCUUCAUCUGCGAGAUCUGCACCAAAGCCUUCACCACGCAGGCUCACCUGAAAGAACACUUGAAAAUCCACACGGGCUUCAAGCCGUACCGCUGCGAAGACUGCGGCAAGUCCUUCAUCCGUGCGCCCGACCUGAAGAAACACGAGCGGGUGCACAGCAACGAGCGACCCUUCGCCUGUCAGAUGUGCGAAAAGGCCUUCAAACACAAGUCGCACCUGAAGGACCACGAGAGGCGGCACCGGGGAGAGAAGCCCUUCGUCUGCGGCUCGUGUACCAAAGCCUUCGCCAAAGCGUCCGACCUGAAGCGGCACGAGAACAACAUGCACAGCGAACGCAAACAGUUGAGCGCGGGCGGUCUGCAGAGCGAGACGGAGCAGCUUCAGGCCGCGGCCAUGGCCGCUGAAGCCGAACAGCAGCUGGAGUCUAUAGCCUGUUCGUAGCAUGCUUCAUUUGACUCUCUUAGCCACUCGUCUUAUGAUGAUUCCUCUUAACUGUUCAAAUCCCAGAUCUGGUUUUCGUUUUUUUUUUUUGCUCUAGUUUUAGACAGAUUUGAUUGACACUGAUUGAUUUUCUCUUUUUUUAUGUAAAUGGUGCAUUUUUCUCUUACUGUACAGUUCAAACCAAAUGUAUGUGAGUAUUUAUGCUAGCUGGAGGGAGGAUGAAUUCACCAGCCUUACACGUGUCCAAAACACAGAGAGCGAUGGCGGUUCAUGAAUUCAAGCAGAAGAUAUUUACACGCUCCUUCAUUCCAUCAGUUUCUCUCAGAAACAUGUGAAGAUUUACACAUUGAGAUAUUUUUGCUGUAAUAAAAGACUGAUGAAUCAUUUCAGUGAAAAAUGCUUUUCUUUCGUCUUCAUUGACGUGAAAUAUUUCACGUUUUAUAGUCUGUCAUUAAAGUAGCUCAUGUCUUUAACAUAUGUUUUUUACUAGGGGUGUAAAGAUGUACCGUGCCAAUGACAUACCGUGACACAAAUGUAGUGAUGAUUUUUUUAAACCAUAGGACUUCUGUUGAGUCCUCUCGCUUGACUGGGUUCACAGAAGCCAGAACUAUGCCUUAAGUUAAAUUUGAAUAUUUAAGUCACUUGAGACAAAACAAUGGCACUGACAAGUUUUUUCAGUCAAAACAGAUCUAUCAAUCAUUUGAAUCGCAAGGCGUGUCUGUUAAUCUAUUGUUUUAUGUUCUUUUUUUUAAUAUUGCUCUGAUAAGUUCUCUCUUAAGGCUUAGCUUUUUUUUAUUCCUUUUCAUUUAAAUGUCUUAAUC